GUUUUAUUCAUAUUUGACGUGUAGAAGUGUCAGCUUGACUUGGCAACGAUGACUCCACCUGCACUCUUCUCGCGAGAUAUCAGCAAGAAGUCCCUCCACCGGCUGCGGGUCCUACGGUCCGUCGGCGCGUGCCUGAUUUCCCUCCACAUGAUAGCGGGACCACGCAGCUCUACAACCGCGGCACUCACGCACUCCUUGCAAAAAAACAAAUCUACUUCCACGCAAAAUUAUAGCAAACGGAAACGAAGAACCUCUGCCAACCGCCGGAGUAAAGAUAAACUCUCAAGUCGGAGUAGCACAAGUGUUCACGCCGGGACGAAACAAGCCGAGGAGCAGCUGGCGAUCAGUGCUGCCAAAGCGCACCUCUCGACGGAACAGGGAGAAGCGAGUACUAGUAGUAGAGAGGGCAGCGGCAGCACGAGUGUGAAAUGCAAAUAUUUGUCAUCUGUAUCUGAGAAGUCUGGAAGGGUGCAAUAAAACGUGUCAUGCAGGUGGCCGAUGGCGCAGGGAGGCACACUAGGAGGUCUGGAAGGCAUGACAGAUUCGGUGAACAGGUCUUUAUCUUGACUUUUUGGCUCAAGGCACCCUUGAAAUUCUCUCCUCGCCUACUGGUGGGAGGGGGGGGUCUUAGAGUAUUAAUAUCACCACAGCGACAACGUAGAUCAGAAACGUUAGCCUUUACCAGAUCACUUGCUUAAGAUUUAUUGACAUUAUCACCAACACGGAAAUAACGAUAGAUAUACUGCACCUCACUACAAAAUCAAAAACACGAAAGAACGAAAAAAAGUGAAUAGCUUCAACAAAAUCUAAUUUGCAAAUCCAACGAAAUAACAAGAUCUGCGUGAGAUCACGAUCACAACCUCCACCCUAGAUUAGCCGUGUUGGUGUCGUAGCGAUUUCUCACCUGCCUUGAAGUUUUAAGAUUUACUACUACCUUGCUCUUUGUCUACUGCUAUCUGAAUCGAAAAUACUUGUGUACAAUCUGAACCCGUAUCGCUUGCUAAUCACCACAACACACUCAGACUAUCUCUGAUUCCGCCGCGCUAUAGGAUUGAUUUUUAUUCACAUGUCAAACACGAACGAAAAUUUAUGGACAUCCCCUGCGGACCGGAAAAGAACAAGCGCAACAGCAGUACUCACAACCUCGGCGUUUAAGGAUCGCACACUCAAACGACGAAUAGACUUCGACGCUGAAUUUGAAGAAGGAGACCUCCCGAAGGUACGGAAGUCGCUCAACAUGGCGCCGCCGAAAAAUAAGCCCUCGGCCACAAUCAAAGGCGGCACUGCUGCUGACAAGAAGGUUGCGAAGCCGGACAAAAAUGGAGACAAUCAGGCGGGAGCACCCCGCUCCGUUUUCUUGGUUAAAAAAUCGCUAAAAUUUCCGGCGCUUCAAAAAUUCCCCGGCGUUGGCCUGCAAUCCCGCCCGGUAGGUGUUUGCAAGCGUUACGUCCGGCGACGCCUCGCCCUCGCCAUUUUGGGUGUAUUUUGUUCGCCGCCACUUUCUCUUGGGGCCGGCCGCCGAUUGUAUUCGCGGCGGGCCUCGACCCAUGGUCUUGUGGUUCGGCAAAAUUAAAAUUUAAAAAUUGCGGCAGGUUUUUGGGUUAUCUCGGAUGUGCAGGGGAUGUCGAUUUGUUCUAGGAUGAGCCGACACAUAUCCGGGNCCCUGUCGCUGUAUGUCGGACGACGACGCGGCGAAGCGGGUGGGGAUCUCUGUGAGCCGGCCGCCCCGCCGGCAACAGAUCAGGCGGGAGCACCCCGCUCCGUUUUCUUGGUUAAAAAAUCGCUAAAAUUUCCGGCGCUUCAAAAAUUCCCCGGCGUUGGCCUGCAAUCCCGCCCGGUAGGUGUUUGCAAGCGUUACGUCCGGCGACGCCUCGCCCUCGCCAUUUUGGGUGUAUUUUGUUCGCCGCCACUUUCUCUUGGGGCCGGCCGCCGAUUGUAUUCGCGGCGGGCCUCGACCCAUGGUCUUGUGGUUCGGCAAAAUUAAAAUUUAAAAAUUGCGGCAGGUUUUUGGGUUAUCUCGGAUGUGCAGGGGAUGUCGAUUUGUUCUAGGAUGAGCCGACACAUAUCCGGGUGGUUUUUCCACCGUGUGGUUGGCGUGGGUGUGUCCUAUCCCCGUGGUGUUGUGGAUGUCUGUGUCUUUCAUGGGGAUAUGUUCUUCGCCUUUUUCGGAUAUUUGUGUAUGUUUUGGGUCCGAAGAAUGUGAUGGUUGAAAAAUUUCAACCAUCAUGUUGUUCGGGAAAUGGAGGAUGAGAGGGUGACGGGGUUUCAGAACUCGGAAGGAGAGCAUCAAGAUGUCGGCUAAACCUGCAUUUUGAUGGUCCUGUCCGGACUUCUAAUCAUCUUCUAAUUCUGCCGUCGAAAUCCAAAAAUGCAAAAUCCAAUGGGAUUUUGCACUACAAGGAAAUUAGAAGCUCCCCGGACAUGCUCCGGGGAGCCGGAUUUCCUCCGGAUUUCGACGAGAAUUAGAAGAAAAUUAGAAGAAGAAUUAGAAAACAAAUUAGAAGGGAUUUUAGAAGCCAUUUUAGAAGGCACUUUUAGAAGAUAAAUUAGAAGACAUUUUAGAAGGGGAAAUUAGAAGUAGGCUUUAGAAGGGGAAAUUAGAAGAAGGCUUUAGAAGGGGGAAAUUAGAAGAAGGUUUUAGAAGAUGAAAUUAGAAGGAACUUUUAGAAGGGCAAAUUAGAAGACGUGGAUCGGGGCACCCGGGGAAAUGUUCAUCGUGUUCCCACAUGUCUGGGGUGCGACGGUGGUCAGGAGGGAUUUCGCUGGUGGGGUAUUGUGUAUUUUGGGUCUUUGGGCAACCAGAGUGGGGAAGAUCCACUUCCAAACACUGGAAGGGUCUUGGUUCGUUUCUACCGGCCACCAGGUUGGUCCUUCUCCGUUUGGGCCUCUUUUGUUCUUCUUCUUUGGGGAGUCUUCUUUGUUCACUCGUCUUCCCCGGAAUCGGGAACCGGAAAAAAACGAACCGCCGGAAAAAUUAGCGACUUUUUAGAAACCAAGGCGGAGCGGACGUUUCCCGCCUGAAGACAACAAGGACAAGGCGGACAAGGCCAGUAACUUUGUCGUCAUGUGGGUCGCGGGUGACAAGAACAAGAGCAUGAUCAUCAAGGUUGAAAAAACGAAAAAAGCAGAAGUAAAACAGAAGGUGCAAGAACUUUUCAACCACCACAUUGCUGCGAAGCACAGUCAUGACGUUGUGUGCGCCAAUCUCCACCAAAUGUUCGCCGGGCUCAUCGAUGACAAGGUUAUGGAAGUAACCCCUGCGCCUGGGAGUUCUUCUUCCUCUUCCUCCGGUGACUCGCUGCAAGAAAUCACAUCCGCGUUUUGCAAGGAGAGCGAAGCAGCUGCUGUGGCGGCGUACAAGAAGAAGCAGGAAAAAAUGGAAUUUGAAACGCUUGAUGAAACGGUGGAAGCAAGUAAAGAAGUAAUUGAGAAGGAGGAUGAGGAGCACUGCUCGGGGGCAGUGCUGGCCGACACCAAAAAGCAUCCGUACCGCCUAAGCGACCAGAUGGACAUGUUCGAAAAAUUCAAAAUCCAUGAUGCGGAAAUGGACAAGAUUGCGAUUGACGUUUUUGAUGGGGAAGCAAUCCAGAACAUCAUCAAGGCCGUCACUUCCAUCCACUUUGACUAUGUUGGGAUCGCGUUCGCAGUGGGAAUCAUCAACAACUUCUUAAUCGCUGCGGACAAGGGGUUUGCGUUGCUUGGCGGGUUGGACACGCCGGAGUCGAUCAACGAGUACCACGAGCUUGCCGACAAAAAAUGCGCGAAAAAGAUCAGUGAUGCCUACGAGAUGGGAGACGUCCAGCACAUCGCUGUUGUCAACGCGGUGCAGACUUUUGAUGAUUAUUUGAUCAGGGGCAAGGGAAAUCUACCGGAACUAUACGAAAUCGUCAACGCGCUGGUAAAAGCCAAGGCCUUCAAAUUCGACUGGAACAAGGAAGAAGCGAAAGGCCGGGGCAAGGGAUUAGUUGUGCGCGACACCCCCAUCCCCAUCACGGCCUGUCGGGUUGUUGAAGAUGUCAUUGGAUUCAAUGACGAGGGCAUUGUGGUCUUGCCGCCGUCGUGUCACAUCCUGAAGUGCGUUGCUACCAAAGAAGACACGGAGCAGGGAGGACUGGGAAUUACGCGCUUCACAGUGGGCCCGCCGGAGGACUUGUUUUCUACGCACCUGAGCUGCUACGAAAAGGCGUCGGAUGUGGCUACCUGCCUUACGCGUGAAAUCGAUGAUGCGGUUGGACUGACACCGCGGGCCUUCUACGCUGGGCAAGUUGUGUGGGGCCACACUCGCAUGGGGAAGCCGACGCUCCGCGUUCGCGCUCAAACUCUGAUGAACAUCGGGGACAUUGGGUACGUGAAGCAACAUCCGUCCUGCCGUAUGCCUGAAGAGCCUGAAGAAAAAGAACCGAUCCAGAUGACCAAUGAUGCCGGGUUGACAGAGGAGAAGGUGAAGAAGAUGGUUGGUGAUGCUGUUGCUGAAUCCGAAAAGCGGCAAAGCUCUCAGCUGUUCAGCGCUUGCAAGUACUUCCACGGAAAACGCAAAGAAGAUCGCUCUUUUUUACAACAGUCGACCAACGACGCGAUGAAGCCCAGCAACUUGAUUUUGCACCGCCUCGCACUCAAGCAGGGGCUCGCCACGGAGGAGGAGUUGAAGGAGAUGGAGAAUCAGAGGGCUACUCUGCCGCGCAUCAGUGAUGUGAAUGAAGAUGAGGAGUUAAAGCGUGCACUAGGUGGGGUUUGUGUUGACGAUGAUCCGAAGCAAGGCGCCCCGCAGUGGAAAGCCGACAAAAUGGCAAUCACGAAUGGUAAUACUCUUUUUGCCCCAACAUGCAUGACAGAUUCUUCAGUAUCGCGUGGACAUUUGCAUGGGAAAUUCUCGCACAAUAACAAGAACAAAAACAGGUCCCUCCGCCGCGUCCGAGCCGAAGCCGUCCGAGAGCGAAGCGUGCUCGCAGCAGUAACUCAAUCGGAAGUCGAUGGUGGUAAUUCAGGAUGCACAGGAACAAAGGAGAAAAAAAUCUGUAAAGCAGUAAACAGCACGUCGCCUACCUUAAUUCAGCAGAAUCAAAACUAUUACUCGAGAAGCAAACUACUACAAGUUGGACAUGCGAUAUCGCGAAGAAAUACAAUCGUGGUCAGCACGUCUUUGCCAGCAGUCCGGCCUAUCGCGGAGAUCUAUCGGAUUGAAAAUAAUGCAGUACAUGAACAACGGGUACGAAACGAGCCGGAGAUGAGAACUAAUGCAAUUGUCGAAGCAAGCAGUGACGGCACCAAGAAAGUAGAGGAGGAAGAUGGCGAAGGGUUGUAUGAUGAUGGUGAUGGAGGCAGAAUUGAACUACAAACAGCAUGGUCAAUGAUUGGUAAAAAAUCCUCUGCGUUUUUGGUAGAAAUGAAAACGGCAUUUGGUGCGAAAAUGUUUGAGCACAAUGCGAAAAAACAAAAAGAAGAUGAGCUGAAGCGGGCACUUGCUCGCAGCAACAGUUCUGAGAAGAAUCCACAUUACCACUUGCACCAUGCUGAUGAAAGUGCUGUGUCCAACGUCACACGCGGCACGCACAUAGAAAGUAGCAAUAGCACUAGUAACCAUCCCAGCAGUGCUCCUGAUCAUAGUAGCAGUGGUGGACUUGAAUGCAGACCUGACCUAGGACGGAGCGCAUCCCGCAACAAUGUUCAUUUUGUUUUUGUGCUUGAUUCCCCCACGCAUAUGCAUUGUCCACCGAUUACAAACUAUAGUUAUGAAUUCUGUCGUUGGGGAAAGUUGAGUCGUGCAGUGCGGUCGUUGCGCAACAACCUCGUUGAGGGGCCAUCUUGUCGCAUUAAUCGCAAUCGUCAGUCGUCGGUCAAGGCCGGGAGUGGUGGAGCUGAAAUUGCGAUAGCAGCAGUAGUGGCACUGCUCAUGGCUUUUGUGCAGGCACUAAGUGGAGCGCUUGCAGGGACUAGAAAAAUGGUCGACGUUGAAGAAGAGGCUCUGAGUUUCUCCUCAGUCGAUGCAUCCGCUGCAGCUGUGCAGCCCCGCCGCGACACCAAAAAAUUUCGAAUUCCUGCACGCAAGAUUCUACACGACAUCGAGAUUUUGAACAUGCGGGAUUUCGUCAGGAAGGCUAAAGUAUUUCACACAGCAAAAGGAGAAUCGCACUGGCAUCGGAAGUGGAGGAAAAUUAGGACGAGCCGCCGUGCGGGCCGCUGGACCUGUGCCACCAAAUACAUCAACCUAUUACCGCAGCCUACGGAAACUGACGACGCUCGGAUGAAGAUAGUAACCUCGGAGGAAGAACUGUUUUUGCGAACGCACUGGCUUCCUCAUCUCCAUAUUACGCCGAAGCGCCAGCAUGCAGCGGCUUCGACGAAGUCCUCAUCUCCCUCUCUGCUUCAUCAUAAAUUCAUGCCUCGAUGGUGCAGAAAAGCGAUGGCUUCCAGUAGCAUCAGAAGAAUUUUUUGUUGGUUUGUAAGCCGGGGUUCGCGAUUAUUGCGGGAAUUUGGUGGAAAGUCUAGUAAUCUUCACGCUACAGGACGAGAAACCGCAUGUGCAGAAUCCUCGCCAGAGCAUAACCAGAAAAGGAGAAGCAGCAUCGACAUGCGAGAUUCGAACUGCAAGAAGACGUCUUCUACCUCCUUUGGGCAGCUUGUUCAUGACCUUCGUUGCCCAGUCGAAAACAUAGCCGACACCUCCGGGACGAGCGGGGGCCCAAGUUUACCAUUUUACUGGCUUCUCCCUAGAUAUGCGCGGUGCGGGUACGACGCAGUAAUUACGCCUGAGAACGAGAAAGAGGUUCGUGACACCAGCGUGGUAGCCGCUACUGAGAUUAAUCGGAGAAGGGGGAAAAGGAAGCGGUCGGACCGGCAUCAGGACGACAGUGAAUUGCUGCCACUCGGCUCAGGAGCUGAGGAAGGUGUGGACGGUUUUUCUGGGAUGCGCCACGAAAGUGAAACAGGACCUGAGUCCAGUCAUUGUGAUGUUUGCGCAGAAAGGGUUUGUUGUCCAGAUACUCAGCCCGAUUUCACUGUUACUGCGAAUGGAAGUGGAUCUACGGAGUGGUCGAGCUCGCGACCGGUGCAAACUGGUGAACAGUAUGUCGCAUCGCCAUGGGGAGACAGUGAGAGUUCAGUAGUGCCGGAGGCGGUUCUAGCAAUAUCGAAUUCCGCGUCAAGAGCUCUUGUUGCACCUGGAGGAGCGGUUUCGACUCACCCGCGCAUUGGCUCAGCGACUUCAACUUGCGAUAAGUAUUGGUCUUGCCAAUCAGAAGAAAAUCACGAAAGUGCUCUACUUACACCGACCUGGGGCGGUCGGGACAGUGAAGAAACACGACCGAAAACCGGCAAAGCGGAUGAUUUACCCAACGGCAAACCGGGGCACAUUUUGAGUUCGCGCCUGGUAGGCUGUUCGCGGACGAGCUCGACAGAACCAGGCGACCGGCAAGGAAACGAUCGUGAACAUCCGGCACCGGCGGGAUCGAGUAGUCGCGUUCCGCAGUGGUUAGGAGACUAUCAGCAGGCCUUCCACGAUGGUAAUCGGGAGGUGAUUGGCUCGGGAGUUCACCAUAUUGAUCCUGUAGCUCCGUCGUGUAGCGGCCAGACCAGCUGGCAUCACCGCCGCGCUUGUGUAGACGACGGCUCCGAGCAGGAUGACCGCUCAUUGGGAAGUACGACAGCCACGCCAUCUGAACCUGAAACAUCAGGGCAAGAUGAUGACACUGUUGUUGGACAGGAGCAGAGCAGUAUGCGGCUUUUAAAGGAAGCAGCUGGGAACGAAGCUUCUGCAAAGCGGCCUCCGCGUGUAACAGUAGCAGCUGGUGGUGAUGAGGGAGGGAAUGGCGACCCGCAAAUUCAAGGACACAAAAACGCAAUGAAGAAGAUCGAACAGGACAGAAAAAGACUUCUCAAGGAGUGGGAAGAACAGCAAAAAUCCGAAGUCGACUGGGAGCCGUUUCCUGAACUCGCCGAAAGUGUGCACGACCCACCACCGCUUGUAGGGCAUGGAAGAGUGAAGCUCUCAUGCGUGAACAUGUGUGGCGCAGGCAGAGACAGUGACAGGCUUAGGCAUGUGCUGCGGGUGGCAAGCAUUCGGCGUUGGGAUGCAAUCAUGUUAAGUGAAUUUGAGUACCGUAAAAAGUCUCUUCAUUCUUCCAGAACCCGGGGGGAAGUUGUUGUUGCUGAACUCAACAAGCGAGGCGCGCUCGAUGCCGACGAUGCUGGUGACGGGGUUGAUGAUGCCCAUGGGGGUGAUGUGCCUGACUAUGGUGACGCUGAUUUGCACCAGGAUGAGCGAGUGGAGGAGAUGAUCGACGAUGACAUUCCGGAGGAUGAUGCAGAUCUCGUUGUAAGCGGACACGCGAAUGAUGGUAGCAGCAGCGAGAAGUACCGGUGGCUUCGGAAAAAAGACUUCGACUUGUUGUGGAUAAACGGCGCCGGGAUUCUCAUAACAGGGCUGACACUGAGAAAACAACUUGGAUCGGGCCCCAUUCCGGAAAAUUUGGUACGUGCCAGAGAGCGGGUGGUAGCAGUUGCUUUGCCGGAGAUCGUCCUUGCUGCAUACUACGCGCCCACAUCGGGAUCGAAGCCCCAUGCAGUGCAAGCAUUUGACCGCAGCCUUUCGAACACGGUAAAGGAUUUCAAAAAAAUGAAAAAAGAGAAGUGGAAAAUGUUCUUGAUGGGGGGCGAUCUCAAUGCUCACAUUGGUGCAGGCUCCGACGAGUAUGCCAGCUCCUGCAUCAGUGGUGGAUUUGGGAGCAAGGUUACCUCGCAGCGAGGGCACCAGGUCGCAGCAAACCUGAUGUCCAUGAGUUUGGUGCUGGCCGGGUCGUGGUUCAAGGCGGACAACUACCACACCUACCGGGGGAAAACGGAAAUUGGCCACUGGCUGACACUGGGGAAACAGGCGGAAAAAGUUCGCUCGUAUCGGAGAUUUUCACUACAGGGCCGCAACCGUGACGGCACAGCCCCAUAUGCGCAAGUAUCUUUUGACCAUUCCGCCAUCGAGAUUGCCUGCGACGUGAAAUCCUUCCAGAGGCUGCGUGAGGAAGGAGUUGCGAGGAAGGCGCUAACGAAGGGCAUUCUAAAUGAGAUUUCGGGCGAAACAAGGGACCACAUCAACAAGUGCCUGCAGCGACGCCACAGUGCGGGGAAAAUAAGUAACUUGGAGCAGCUUCAGGACUAUUUAAUUGAGAUUGCGCCUAUGUUGACCGGGAAAACAAGAAAAACAAUUCCGCGCGCAACGUCUGAACAGCUGCUGGAAUCGGCCAAGGCAAAGGCGCACAUGUGGCAGCUCUUUAGAGAAGAAAAGGUCAGAAAGAGCGACCGCGCGUGCUACGUAACCCCUGCCCAGUCCCGCGCCCAGUACAACAUGGUAGGGAAUUCGCCUCUCCACAAGGAUCAAGCGCUUCCGAUCGACAGCAGGCUGAAAGAAGUAGUAAAGAAGCUUUUGCCGGAAACAGUAGCGGAGCUGGACGCACCGGUGGAGGCAGAAGAGCUUGCGCAGGCGAUUCGUCACAUGGCGCAAGGAGGCAGGGCCAAAGACGUGCACGGCCUCACCCCACAAAUCCUGAAGCAUUUCAGUGAGGAUUCGGUGGAAGUAAUCGCGGGAAUCAUCAACACCGAGAUGGACACGAGGCCUCUCUCGGAACUGGGAGAAAAAUUUCAUUUGUGUCGCGACAUUCCGUUGUACAAGGGCAAGGGUGCAAGAAGCUCGGCCGAUAACUAUAGAUUUUUGGUAAUCAGUCCGUUACUCAUGAAACUGGUUACGAAAAUUUAUUCGGACCGCCUCUACAAGGCGCUCGAGGCCGUCGGAUACUUCAACGCCGAACCAUUUGGCUUCCGAGCGGGAGUAGGAACGCUUGACAGCCUUUUGGUGUUUAAUCGGAUGCGCGAAGACUUCCGACAUUUUUCGAAGUCUCCAACCUUUUACCGAUUAGUGGCGACGCUCAUUGACUUACGCAAAGCGUUCCCAAGCCUCGACGAGAGACUGAUGGAAGGCGUUUUUCGUGAACUCGGGCUGGGCAACUCAAGGUGUUGGCAGGUGAUAAGGUGCUCACACCGAUCCGCGGUGCAUAUGUUUGAAGAUAGCAUACCGCUUACCGUGAAAAACGGAACAAAAGAAGGCUGCGUAUCCUCCCCCCUUUUGUUCUUGGUUUGCUAUUCGGCUGUAAUGCGGAUUUUUCAGUUGGAGCGGCGGAAGUUACCUGAAGAAGCCUGGGGUGUGAGUUUGAGCGCAAUGGACAAGGCGUGGCACUGGGAGCGGAAGGAAAAAAUACACGAACUGGUGAAAGCGGGAAGGAGAGUCCUGCUAGGCGAAAACCAAGACGACACGCUAAUAAAAUUCUUGUUGGGCCGCCUUCUCUUCGCAGAUGAUACCACCCUAUUUUCGCAGGGGCAGGCGGCUGAGGUGUUGAAGCAGGUGGAGGACAAUAGCGAGCGGAUCAAGAACAAGCUUGAGCCACUUAACAACGAACUGACAGAGCUGAUGAGCAAAGUCCUGAACCAGUGCGGGAUGAGUGAGAACCUGAGCAAGAGAAUCAUGGAUGACAUCACAAAAAUUCAAACCCGGAACCUUGGCGUGAACACAAAUGACGACGCAGAUAUCCGUAUAAAAAUUUCAAAGGCUUGGUCGGCAUUUCAUGCACUGAAGUCGACAGUGUCGGGGCUAACCGGAUUGACACAGCAGCGCAAGGGGGAACUAUUGAUCAUUAUGGUCCGCUCCAUCAUGAUCUACGGCCUGCAGGUUCGCUUUGUCGGGGAGGACCACUUCAAUUUGUUACAAUCGGCUGAAACAAAAAUGAUGAAGAUGUUCGUGGGGAUACCGUUAUGGGUACACGACCAAAACCAGGCCAGUUCGCGCAGCCUGCGGCGCAGAAUGAAGAUUCCUCCCAUCCGUGCGCAAGUCAGAUACCUGCAACUGAAGACAAUUGCGCACACCAUGCGGAAGCCAAAAAAUGACUUGGUACGAGCAGCCCUGAUCGGCAAGUUUUAUCCGCGAGCCAGCCCACCAGCGGAAGCAGACGCCUUGGGUGUGCCGAGACUUAGGCUGCGUGACUUCUACAGGUCUGCGCAGGACCUGAAGGAGGUGGAGGCGCGAGACAAGAAAAUUCCUGACUUUUUUGGGGACGCGUUGGAGUUUCUUCGAAAAGAGUGCAAGUUGGGUCCGGAGGCUCUUCAGUUGCUGUGGGAGUCCAUGGCGGAGGCGGACACGCGGAGACCCCCACCUCAAGGAAACGAGCUGUCGUGCUACAAUGUCAACAAAAAGGUUUAUUUUUGUCUGACUCGAUGGGCCUUCAUCCGGCAUACAGCAGAUGACUGGGCGGACGGAGACCGACUACUAAGGGCUGAGGUGGAGAAAGAGCUGGCAGCGAAGUAUUUUUCCUCGUCGUCGCUCGGGAAAAUGAAGGAAAAAAUUCGUAAAGACGGCGAAGAGUUGGGAUGGGAUGGCGACACCGUAGAGGAAAUGAUACAACAGAUGAAGAUUCCAGACGGCGCCCCAGAGCAAGUUUUUCGCGGUGAGGAGUGCUUUUGGUGUUCGCGUAACAUCAUGUGUUUUUUGGGACUUGACCCGCAGUCUGAAGUUGACCGCAGAGAGUAUUUUGAUGAACUGGCUGAGCAGCAACCUGCUGAUGGCAUGCCUGAGGCCCUUCUCGAGCACCUGGAGCAACAGCAUCCCGCCUGCUACCCUGUUGCCGAUGACCCCAUGCUACAGCGAAUUUUGGACGUAAACCACCAGCAGGAUGCCCUGCUUGACCAGAAAGUCAAGAUGGAAGUACUUCAGCGGAAUCCAGAAAUUCGCGAACUGAAAAAAGGUGGCGGAAAGCACGCACACAAGAAAACUCGCUGCAUACCGUGCGGCCUCACGUUCGUGGAGUCGGCAGGCGCUAUGGAGAGGCAUGCGGAGGAUCAUAGGACUGGGAACUUCAUAAAAGUAGGCUACAACUCCUCGCUGGACAAGAGGCCACCAGGGUCACAGAAUCCUCCUAGCGUGUGCAGAUCGGAGUAUCACUACUGGUGUAGCGCAGCAGGCCGAUACACAUAUGGAGGCCAAGGCAAGGCGUGGAAGAUUUGCGUUCCUACCGCUAACAUGUUCACGAACAGAGCAGGAGAGCAGUACUUGAGGUGCAGGCACUGUAGGACCUAUAAGUUGCGAUACGAGCACAACGAACAAGAGUGGCACAGCCAGAACAGAGCACUAAACUGGUACGUUGGGAGAAUGCGGAAACACCAAGACAAAUGCAAGAAUAAGCCUGCGCGGGGGAAGAAGAAGAAAAAAGACGAGCCUGAAAUAGCUGAAAGCAGUGAUAGCGGUUCCGGCAGCAAUACUAACGAUAAUAAAUAGAUAGCGCAUCUAAUUAUCGUUUUACCCCGUUUUGUUGGGUAAUACUACUACUACUACUGACUCCUAUCCUGCAUGAGAAAUAAAAACCCCGUACCAAGUUGGUCACAAGUGGGCAACUUGUGGCAAUCAUGCAAGACAGAUGUUUGUUGUAUGAGGACCCACGAAAGGACGCAUGAGCAGUUUUUUGCGCUUUUCCAGACAUGAUCCAGGGUGGAAGAUGAUAUUUGCACCGUGCAUAACGAGGGUAGAUGCGACCGCCGAGGGGGUGAUCCGAGCAAAAGAGAAUGAUCUGAUCGUUAAGGCUAUCAAAUGCAAAAAUGUCUGGGUCUGGAAGAUUGCGAGACUUGUCAUGCGUGCCUGGCAUGACUAAAAGGUUUGUGAUGCGUGUCCAAGAAGAGACCCUUUUGCCUGUCAUGCAACACCGCAGUUUGUCAUGCGAAAAACGCAACACAAAGAGGCGCAGAUAUUGCUCAUGCUUGGCUGUGCAUUACAGAGCAUUCACUAUUCCCAACGCAGCAGUACAAGUUUCCAGACCCAGACAUUUUUACAUUUGAUAAAGGCCGCGAAAAAGCACAGAGACGUUUCGGCGAAAAACCUGCACCGCCAUCACCACCACAGACUCAAAUACCAGAAAAUAAAGGAAGUAAAGCAUGAAGAUCCAAAGCACGAAGAUCUAGAUCAUGGACAACUACGGGAGGUUGUAGACGAAAAUGAAAAUAACCCCGAAGUAGUAGGAGUGGUCCAGCGCGUCCACUCACCAUCAUUAUCAUCAGCAUCAUCAUCUGCUCGCGACAAGGCAGCUACGACGGGAAACAAGGAAGGCAAUAAAGGCCGCAAUGAUAUUAAGGUUGUUGAUGACAUCUGGCACAAAGGGCGUGGACACCACCGUGGUAGGGCUCCUGCUCCACCCUCAAUGGAGAACAAGAAAAGCGGCACGAAAAGAGCCAGCAAGAGCGAGGCACUGCUCCUACAUGAAAAAAACACGAAACCUCCGAGAACACGACAUCAAACAGGGGCCGUUGGCUUAGCGGAGACUGGCCAGUCGGCGCUGAUGAUGAAAACGGGAUCGGAAGAAUAUUGCAAUGAAAAAUGCCCCCACCCGAAAAUUUGCAAAAGUUUCUGAUGCAAAGUUUCCAAAUGAAAACUUUUUGUCUUGCAUGAAAGGACUACGAGUCUUUCUGAUGCAGAAUCUAGGCGAGUAAGGUAUCUUUUACAUGACAGGCCCGGCUGCAUGUCCUAAGCAUGCUAUGCAUAAGCUCGCCACUUCUUAGGGUGGUAGAGAAAACGGAAUAGAGACGGUACAGGCAGAAGUGGAUCGACCGGUCUAGACAAAGUAACUUAAGCGCGCGUAGAGUAAAGCUUUAUUAUUUUUUAAAAAAUUACUUUAGAUUUACUUGGGCUUUGGGAACGAGACCAAGGAGACGAACAAGGCCAGCUUUUAUUUUUCCACCCUGGUGCCACCUUUAGUAUCAUUCUGGCCUUUCCUUGUCAUGAUCUGUUUCGACUUCCGGUGUUUGUCAUGCAUUUUCCGCCCAGGCCCGCCCUGGAGCUGUUGUUCCUUUCCGUGGUUCGGACUGUCUCCUCGUCUAACAACAGCGAACAUAGGGACGUUAGAUUUUUGAUUGCUCUACAUUACAAGACCGGCACUUGCGUCGGCCCGCCGAAGUUUCGCGCGCGGGUUCAGCAGUCUUCUUUCUCGCGAAAAAGGUGAGUCUCCUGACCCUUUCGGUCGUCACCAUUCCGCCGGUGUCUGUGCUCUCGGGCGCGUCACCCACCUCAGGACCUCAGGACCUCAGGCUACUGUUUGUCGAAUUAAUUUACGAGGGGACGCCCAGCCCUUAGCCUUCCAACAUGACAGGCCCGGCUGCAGCUGGGCUCUUGCGCAACACAAACUUGCGCCAUGCGGCACGGCAUAUUUGUGAUGUUGAUAAUAUGCAAGACGGGGGAUUUUUCUAUUGGAAAGGUUUGCAGCAAUACAAAUGCUGCCAAGUUCAGGGAUGGGGGCACUUUUCAUUGUAAUAAAGAAAAAUUCGAAGCACCGUCGGCUAUGAUGAAAACGGGAUCGGAAGAAAACUUCGAAGGAUCGUUUAUCCUGAGUAAAAACGUACCCACACCAGAGUCAACAUGGGAAACCUGCUAGACAAAUCACACAGCUUUGGUUGUUUGGCAUGACAGAUUUGGACGCCUCGUGUAGUGCUGUUUGAGCUAGUUUAGCAGCAUUACAGAUCUAGUUUCUCAUGCUGAUUGGAGCAUGACAAAUUUCAAAACCGCAUUAGAAAAUGCUUCUCAUGGGGCUCCGCAUGAGAAGCAUUUUAAGCAUGCAGAGUUGCAUGACAACUAUGGUGUGGGUACGUUUUUACUCAGGAUAUCGUUGACGAGUACUUCUCAAGGAACAGAGAGCAGGUAUUACAGGAAAAAAGUGUUACAGGUACACAUUUGUUGGAGUUUCUGCAUCACAAAGUUGCUCGACAUGGCAAAGAAAACCUGUGAUGCGCAGACUAUAAGCGAAAACACGAAGGAAAUGAGGCUGGCAAGUAUUUUCUGCACGACAGAGGUGGUCUGUCUUGCUUCUCUUCCAUCAGAGUGUAUAACUGUAAUACUUUUUUCUCAGGAUAGCAGGAGGAGCACCACAACUACAACUGGAGAACGGGUCCUGAAAGGAACAAGCAAGAGUACCGCGGAGUUAAGCAAUCUGAAGAAGUUAUCAACUGCAAAAAUGUCUGGGUCUGGAAGAAUACAAACUUGUGAUGCGCAUUUCAGAACACAGAAAAAUCUCUCAUGCAUAAGCAGCAAAAGUUGCCCACUUUCUGUCACCAAAGUGUGGGAUUUGUCAUGCGGAUUCGGCAUUGCGGAAGCUUCUCGAAACCUGUAAUGCUAGAGCUUCCAUGCCAGACCUUCUUUGUCAUGCAAAAACAGCAUGACUCUUCCAGACCCAGACAUUUUUACAUUUGAUAGAAGUUCGCCGAGCUCCUGCGGUCGGCAAACAAGAUUGAAGCACCGUCGGCGAUGAUGAAAACGGGAUCGGAAGAAAAAUUCGAAGGAUCGUUGACGAGUACUUCUCAAGGAACAGAGAGCAGGAGGAGCACCACAACUACCAGAGAACGGGUCCUGAAUAUCGCAACAAAAAAAACUGUGCAAGUGUAAAUUUGUGUUGCAGAACAUGCAACAGAGUUGCACCAGUCAUGCCAGACAGCCACGAAGUCCUAUUUUCAUGUGUGUUUUCCCUUACAAGUGACGCAUGACAGGUUUUCUCUGUCAUGUAGAGCAAAUUUGUGAUGCUGUUCCCCAAAGAAAGUUACACUUACACACUUUAUUUUUUCCUGGAUACUGAAAGGAACAAGCAAGAGUACCGCGGAGUUAAGUAAUCUGAAGAAGUUCGCCGAGCUCCUGCGGUCGGCAAACAAGAUUGAUAACGACGUGGGACCCGUAUUCAGUGCAAAUAUGUCUGGGUCUGCAAAGUGCAAACUUGUGAUGCUGGUGGCCUCGCAUAAUAAAUCUCCAUCUGUAUUGCAUGAGCAACAAAAGUCGCAGCCUCUUUUGUACAAACAAAACCGCAGUUUCAUCUCAUGCGGGAUCAUGCGCGUGAGAGCGUUCCGGAAGGUUGUCAUGCUUGGCGGCAUGCGGAAGUCGUGUUUCCAUCAUCCUUCCACACUUUAGCGUCACAAGUUUCAUCCCGUCCCAGACCACAUAUUUGCAUUUGAUAGGGCGAAAACUACGCUUCUUGGACGGAGGCCGACGACGACGACGACGACGACGACGUGUUUUUUCAACAAAAUGACGCGCCAGCACUUGAACAAGACGAAGACACCGACUAUGACUAUGUAGACGGUGGCGGAGAGGAAGAGGAAGACGAGGAGGGUGGUCUUCUUCACGCUGGAAGUGGUCAGCAGCUUCUACACACGGUGGAGGAGCAACUAGGAAAAAACGAAGUAGAGCCAACAGCUGCACCAGGCUCCGAAAUUACAAGGAGUACAGGAACAGCUAUCGACAAGGCCGCCCUCCAGGAUGACGACUGGCAAGGCGAAGAUCAGAAACACAUUCGUACUCUGCAGGACGCGACGAGGACAACUACAAAGACUGCAGGAACAGAGGUAACCACCUCAGAUUACCGGUCGCUGCCUGCUGCACCACACCCUCCAGCCAGCGCCCCCGGGGAGACCACGACAAAGGGGGUAAAGAAAGCGCCCGUCGGGUUGGAGCUGGGGAUGAAGCAGCAGGGGUCUUCGCCUGUCGAAGUAUUACCAAAAACCCUCGCCAGCGGGGGAAUUGCCGCAGCAGCCCCCGCUUCGAUGAUGCGGGUCGAACAGCAGCAGGAACUACAGACCGGCCAGCAAGGACGGCAAGCAGCAAAAAUGGGCCAGAGGACGUCGCAGCGGACGAAAAGUACGAAAAGUGCGACACUUGCGAGCUUGGACGACAGCCUUUCGAAUGGGUUUCAGAACCUCCAACGCAAGGAAUUCCAGCGGAAAAUGACCAGUGACGCGGAGCAGGCGCAGUACGAUCAAGACAAGGACUUCGAAGCGGCGGUGGCCUCCUAUUCCGACGAGGACCUCUUCGAGCAAGAACUCAGCGCGCAGGACCAGCAGGGAUCGGAUUUCUCCGCAUCUUCUGAAGGAGGUGACGACGAGUACACAACUCUUGAAGACCAAGUAGAGCAGGGACGAGGGGGAAAAACGCCGGCGCAAGAAGAGGUUCAUCUUGAAGAGGACGCCCCAGGAGCACGACCCCCCUCCAGCACAACUACUCUUCCCGGCGUAAAGAACGGCGGAGGUGAUGAAGAAAACUAUCGCUUUGAAAUCAACCAGCUGACCAAGGGAAUGUCAGAGUCGACCUCUCGCUUUGAGAAAGCGCACGCGACGAAGAGGUUGAAGACGUCGCGAAAUAAACAAGAAGAAGAAGAAGAGAGAAAAGGAGCGACGGAUGAUUGCGAGCCCGGCGAUCCCCAGCGGACCGUCUUUCUGCCGACAAAAGUGCCCGACAAACCGGAUUUCGACCAGCUUUUCGACCUUAUUGGCAAAAACUACCUCCGCCUCACCGAAUUUACGACGACUGGACCCGCGAGCGAUCCCAGGUACUACAUCAAAGCUAGCGACUGGAGCCAGUACUUCGUGGACAAGGGGUGCCAGGGCACGGAGUGUACUGUGAGGAAAAAUCCCCCGCCACCCUCCCCAUACCGAAAAGGAAAAUUUGUGAUGCACGAGAUUUGUGGUCGAAAAUCAGUUUAUGUGUUGCAAGAAGGCAGGCGCCGAGGUAUGCGGCGCAUCCAUUAGAGAGGCGGUUUGUCACGCAAAUCCAGCAGCACUAACUUCGUUUUGAUAUCGGGAGGGGGUGCUUUUGCUUUUGAUAGAGUGCGACGACGCAGAUCUGGUGUUUCACCUGAUGAACGUGCGGCACCGCAUCAACGCCGCGCAAACGGACUUCGUGGACCCCGUAUGGAUUGCAAAUAUGUCUGGGUCUGGAACAAGAGUGGAACUUGUAAUGCUGUCCGAGGAUUCUAGAAAUAUCUAUGUUCUUGCCUGAGCAGUAGCGUAAGAGGAGUCAGUUCUUGGCACGCCGAAGGAAAGGGCAUUUCUCAUGCGUAAUUAGCAUCAAGAAGCUCUCAAAAAAUCUGUGAUGCUAGGACUAGCAUCACAGACCUCACGGCUCAUGCAAAAUGUGCAUGACAAGCCGCGACUCUUCCAGACCCAGACAUUUUUGCAGUUGAUACCCCGCCUGGCUGUACAUGGAGACGAGCAACAUUUGGCUGGCCGGCCCCAACUAUCAACUGCAAAAAUGUCUGGGUGUGGAAACUUGUAAUGCUGCGUUGGGACUAGUGAAUGCUCUGUAAUGCACAGGCAAGCAUGAGAAAUAUCUGCGCUUUGUUGUGUUGCGUUUUUCCCAUGACAAACUGCGUUUUUGCAUGACAGGCAGAAGGGUCUCUUCUUGGACACGCAUCGCAAACCUUUUUGUCAUGCCAGAUAAGCAUGACAAAUCUCGCAAUCUUCCAGACCCAGACAUUUUUGCAUUCGAUACCAACUCCGACAAGGACUGUAACCUGGAAGCUUUGACCAAAUACGAGUGGGAGACGGUUGCCAAGGACCAGGCGUGGGAGGGCGUCGUUCCGGACUGGCUAUGCAUUGCAAACAUGUCAUCUGGGUCUGGAAAGUUGAAACUUGUAAUGCUAGCGUUACAAAUACAAUCCAAUCCUGGAGAAUCUGUAUUGCAUAUACCAACAAAAUAAAGCGCAGCCUCUUGUGUCGUGCAAAAACGCAGUUUCUCAUGCGUACUGCCUAUGGAGAAGCGUUCUGGAAACUGGUCAUGCUGGGCUGCAUUCGGAAGUGUUAUGUUUGUGUUUCCAUCGUCCACGCUUUUUAGCAUCACAGGUUUCCAGACGACCCAGCCAUAUUUGCAUUCCAUACUGGCACGUUACCUACAACAACGGGCACGUGAAGGACAGCAACGGCAACUUCGUGCCAGAAUCCGUCGACGGGCACAGUGCGCUGUCGCAGAUAGAGCUCGAGAACAUGUAUCUUAGGAAAAAAGUGUUACAGUUACGCAUUUCCAUUUCUUUUUCUUGGAAUUUCACCAUGACAAAUUUGCUUUGCAUGGCAAAGAAAACUUGUAUAUGCAUAGACUAUAAGGGGAAACAUUGAUGAAAUGACGGUGGCAAGCAUUUCCUGCAUGACAGAGGUUGUAGUCUGUCUUGCUUGUCUUGCAUCAGGGUGCGUGACUGUAACACUUUUUUCUCAGGAUAACAUGUGGACGGAGUACACUGAGUUCAAGCAGGCGAACAAUGCCACGAAAAUCCUGCCUCAGGAAACGGACAUUACCACAACCACGACGACCACUUCCACCACAACCAUAUGCACUGCCAAUAUGGCUGGGUCUGGAUGAUGAUGAACGCAGAUGUUUGCAAAUGCAGGUUCUUUUGCCUUUGCAUGACGACCAAGAGAUGUGUCUGGCAUGCAGGGAGGACCAGCAUCACAGGUUCUUCGGGAGCUUCGCAAUGUUUAUACUCUGCAUGAGAAAAUAAAAUCCGCUCUCACCAUGACCAAAAAUAAACAACUUUUGUUCUUUCUGCAUAAAACACAUUUUUCUUCGAUUUGAAAUGCGCAUCAUUCCAGACCCAGCUCGAGAUUUCUUUGCAGUGGAUACACCACCUCGUCGACCAAAACUAACGCGACCGCGAACGCGACUGGUACAAAUGCGACGCAGCCAACCUACCACCCCGACAACAUUUGUACCUGCAGCAACGGAGUUCUGAACGAGUACGACCCCUGUCCCCACAACAACAGCCAGUUGUGCGACGAGUACUACGAGUGCGAUGUGGGAUACGAAAUUCGCAAGGACUACCCCCGGGCGCACGAGGUGUCCUGCUUUCCCACGUGCGCCGGCGUGGACUGCCCGGCCGUGCGGGAUUACAUGGGCAUCGAGGCCUACUUCGUGCCGCAGUACUCGCACCAUUUCUGCGCCGGGCUGACGCAGGAACAGGCUUUGAGCAAUGGCACCUUUCUAUCCUGAGUAAAAAUGUCCCCACACCAGAGUCAAGAUGGGAAAUCCGCUAGACAAAUCCAUAAGCUUUGGCUGUUUCGAAUGACAAAUUUGGACGCGUAGUGUAGUGCUGUUUGAGUUAGCUGAGCAGCAUUAGAGAUCUAGUAGCUCAUGCUCAUUGGCGCAUUACAGAUUUACAAACCGCAUUAGAAAAUGCUUCUCAUGGGGCUCCGCGUGAGAAACAUUUUCAGCAUGCAGAUUUGCAUGACAACUCUGGGGUGGGGACGUUUUUACACAGGACAAUUUCCGGCGGCCAAGUGCGCCACCUACUGUUGCCAGGAGGGCUGCAAGGCACCGGCAAACGACUCCAAUGUUUCGGAGAAGUAUAAUUUACAUCUAAUCAGAUUCAGAACCAGAAGUAGAGCCAGUCGUUUAAGACUUCUUAUCAGUAGAGCUGUGAACAAAUCAAGUUCAAGAAUCAUCGAUAAAGAAUACUCGUCGAAGAUCUUUGUUGAAAACACGUACGAUAUACUCUCGCUACAACUCCCACGAGUAGCUGAUCUCUGCAUGAAUUAUGUCAUCAAGAAGAAAAACAAGCGGAUGGAACACGAAAAACUAUUGAACCAUAACUAAACUAAAAUCAGGAUCGCGUACUACGAGCAGAUUGACUGGGAGGCAGAGCUGACGUCGAUGCUGCUAUGCAUUGAAAAAAUUUCUGGGUCUCCUGGGAUGACUCUGAACUCUGUGCUGCGUGGCCGCAUCAUCAAAGAGCUCCUCUUGCCUCUCACGUAAAAACGCAGUUUCAUCUCAACAUGCCGAGUACACAACUCUUCAGAUGAACCACGGAAAAACUUGUCAUACUUGGCAGCGCAUAAUUUCAAUUACAGUGAUGUGCUCAGGCUCACCAUUCCCGUCCUUGCAUCACAAGUUUCCAGACAUUUUUGCUAUGCAUAGCUGCCCCCCAUGAACGAGAGCGACGCGAUUCACGUGUACGUUGGGCACCCGAACGGGUCCGUGAACGGCACCAUUGUGGGGACGGACUUGCACAAGGCAACCUGCAACGAGUCGAAUUGGGUCGGGCAUGAUAUGACCUGCUCAACAAGCAUUACAGUCUCAAACGUUGCAAUGGAUAGAAUCUGGGUUGUGUCGUGUUGCAUGAAGAUGUUGAGCAUGACAGACUCGCACAGCGUUCCACUUUCUGCAAUACAAAUUUGCCAGAUUCUAGCGCGGAUUGGGACUCCGGAACUUGUCAUGCGCAAUCCUGUGAGAGUGCACUCGGUAGAUGAUGCACUUUUUGCAGCACAAAUUUCCAUUACUAUCGUAACGUUUGAGAUUGUAACAGCUGAGCACGUUACACAUGACCCGGAGUUUAUCCAACGAAAAAACUGUUUCACUGUGAUGGUUUUGCAAGAUCCGCAUCACAAGUUUGCUACACAUGACACAGAAAACUUGCCAUGCGCGCUUCCCAAGGGAAAACACGCUUAAAAAUCCAAUGCGUUGGGGGUGUAGCAAGACAAAUCGUUCUGUGUUCCAUUCCAUGCAUCACAAGUUCACAGUGAAACAGUUUUUUCUUGCGAUAGAGUUCUACUGCGAGUUUCCCGGGGACGAGAUCAAGAUGGUGGGCUGUAUAUGAAUGGCAAAUUAUAUGACUGGGUCUGGAAGGACGAAAACUUGUGAUGCAAAUUCUGGAACACACAAAGAUUUGUGUUGCGUGAGCGCCAAAAGUUGGUGCCCACUUCCUGCUAGCUACGCAAGGCGGCAGUUUCAUCUCACGCGAGGCAGGCAUCACGUUCAAGAGAGACCAAGAGGCGUCCGCAAAAACUGUAAAGCUUUUGCGUGCAUCAGACACCAUUCGGGUGAUCCGAAAGAUGCAUAUACUUACAAAAGUCGGCAUUUGUCUUGUUCCAGAUCCGGAUUUGUACUUGCAGUUGAUACUGCGAGAUCGAAGCCUCGACAACCACGACGACGACAAUCGACCCUACCCACUUCAACAAAACGGUGGUCACCGUUGACAACAAAGAGUACAUCUACGUGGGCUGUUGGUACGACCAAUUUCGGCUUGAGGACCGGAUUAUGAAGGGCAAAUAUGUCUGGUUCGACAAGAAUGCGAACUUGUGAUGCUGCCUUUGGAUUUUGUAAAAAAUCUGUAUUGUGACCAGCAAGAGGGUUUCAGUUCGUGCUACGCGGAGAGGGCAUUUCUCAUGCGGGAUAUAUGCGCAUCAAGAACGAAGCCCUGUAAAAAUCUGUGAUGCUAGGGCAUACGUCAGAGACAUCAUGGGCCAAGCAAAACCAAAAUGCGUAUGACAAACGUGGGACUUUGAUACCCAGACAUGUUUUCAACGCAUACGGAUGCAGAUUAAGGACACGAGUCUGGACGACAAAAUCAAGGCCAUUCGCUUCUCCCGGUGGUUGGGGUACGGCACCACCUGCUCCGCCAAAGACGAUCCCUCGGGCGCCGGGAAACUGCAGAUGGAAAACGACGAGCUUCACGCCUGUCACAAGUACUGCCACGGGCAAACCCCCGGAGUGUACGAAAACCACCCGGCUCCCGGGAACCCGCUGGGCGACGAACUGGUGUAUAACGGAAACAACAUUUUAGACGCGGAUUUGUCGGAUCCUACGAAGAGAAAGGAGUUCCUUGUUUCCAGCUUCGGCCUCUCCUUGGCGGGCACCAACCAGCUGGAACCGUUCUUCUGGUUCGGGGUAAAAAACAAUCACAGCAAUCCGUUCUCCGGGUUCGGAGACUACUGCUCGUGCACGAACAACAUCGAAUAUGCGACGGCGGUAUCAAAUGCAAAUAUGUCUGGGUCUGGAAACUCGCAAUGCUGAGUUGCGAGGAGUGAAUUCUCUGUAAUGCACAGCCACGCAUGAGAAAUAUUUGCGCUGUUUAGUGCUGCGAAUUCCGCAUGAGAAACUGCGUUUUGCAUGAUAAGCAAAAGGAUCUGUUCUUGGACACGCAUCACAAAUUCUUCAGUCAUGCCAGACAAGCAUGACAAACCUUGCAUCCAUCCAGACCCAGCCAUCUUUGCAAUGCAUAGACGGACGACUGGGCCGGGGAUUCCUCCUGCAAUGCCUUCCACGCGCGCGGAGCGCCGGACGGGCCGGUGGGUGCGAACGACAGCAUCGCCCUCUACAUGCCGAAGGGUAUAUAGUAAGUACUUAAGAAAGUGCUUAUCUACACUGGAUCUUGAUAAUUGUGAUCGUAUAUAACCAUGCCUCCUGAUAUUACUAUCGAAUUUCAAUUAUUUGCACGAGAAAGGACCAGCAAAUACUGAAACUGAAGUACUAUAGUUCUCUCACCUGCACCCCCACCAGGUCCGGACCCAAGCGAUUGCCCCACGGGGUACCGCCCAACACCCCGCCCCGGCGCGGACAGUAUCAAAUGCAAAAAUGUCUGGGUCUGGGAGAAUGCGAGACUUGUCAUGCAUAUUUCCCAUGACCCAUGAUGCCUGUGAUGCAUGACCGAGCAUCGCAGACUUUUAGAGGGCUUCCUGAUGCACCUUCCGCAUGAGAAAUGCCCCCCUGUCCGUGUGGCACAAACUGUACCCCUCUUGCUGGUCAUGCAAUACAAAUUUUUUUAGAGUCCAGUUGCAAUCUUCCAGACCCAGACAUAUUUGCAUUUGAUAGACAGUACCGGAUUGCACAUCUACGCCAACCCGCCCACCCGGUACAACACGCCGCACGAGCACCUGGUGGUCCAGCCGAAAAACGUGGACGACAUCGAAAUGUGUGGCGCUAUGUGCUUAUCAAAUGCAAAUAUGUCUGGGUCUGGAAAUUUGUGAUGCUAAAACGUGCAUGAUGAAAACACUUCCCUAUGCGGGAAAGCAUGACAAGUUUGCAGAACGCUUUCUCAUACGUGCCCCGCAUGAGAAACUGCGUUUUUGUACGACGGGAGAGGCUGCGACUUUUGUUGGUCGUGCAACACAGGUUCCGCAGGAAUGCAAAACCAGCAUUACAGGUUCCAACUUUGCAGACCCAGACAUAUUUGCAAUGCAUACUGCUGGAUUUACCCCAGUUGCGUCGCCCUGGAAACCAACGGAAACAAGUGCGUGCUGUACACCGACAAAUUUAUUGGCGGGGGCAAGCCCAAGGCGAACUACAUCUUGUGCCGCAAGAUGUCCACCACCACCACCACAACAACCACCACAACCACCCCCUACGUGAUUCAGAUCUGCAUCAACGAAACGGUGAAGCUCCGGUGGAAAGUAGACUGGCUGACCGCCAACCGGAUCUGCUGCCCGCAAAACGUUGGCGCUAUGGAGCUAUCCCGUGCAAAAGUUAGUAUCGUACUCGUACUAAUCGCAAUUACGCAUGACAAAUCUCCUUCUCAAUGUAAACCAGCAUUACAAAUUCAACUUGUAAUGCUGAGCUAAUUUGUAAUGCAAUUACUACUAGUACGAUAAGUUUGCAAUUUAUAGGAACCCGCGUGGUAUUUUCGGCAGCGGAUGUACCCGCGAAACGGCAUUUACGGGGAUCUGCACCUGGCUAUUGAGAGGAAAAGUCCCCUCUCCCCAUAUCGCAACGAAAUUUCUGAUGCUGGAUUCGCGUACACAAAUCAGAUCUGUCUUGCAGAAAGUGCUUGGCGGCAUUUUCUGAGCCCGUUUGGGUAUGCAGAAGGCUAGCAAUUGCGCAUGACAAACAGGCUUGCAGUAGUCGAAAGCGCAUGAUUGACAGACUUGCUCUGGAAUGCGUCACAUGGCUCCUAUGGCGCUAAAUGCAUGACAAAGAUGAUAUGUGACCACAAAUCAGCAUCACGACCACAAAUCAGCAUCACAAGUUUUCGUUUUGAUAUGCGGAGGGGGCAUUUUUCAUUUUGAUACUGGCCUACGACCAGGCCCAUCCCAUGGUGUUCUACGACAGCCGCAAUGGGAGCCUUCCGGUGUUCCAGAUCCCCGGCCGGGGGAACAACCCCCGAAACUGGACCGAAUUCUGGUUCGACGCGUUACACUACGGGUGGAUGGUGUUUUACGAAAACGAGACGUUCUUGAAUCCGGAAAUCGACGUGCCCAAUGUGAUCCUGCAGAACGAGACCAGUGGCACGCCCGAGCUCCGCUCCAUUUCCAACAACGGCAGCAGUACCCACCUCGGCUACAAUAUCCCGGACGACCCGCACAGUCUACACGGCGGGAAACGGUACUACGUCAACCUCGUCUGCGUCGCCGGCCAUCCCGGCUACUCGGAUACGCUCUACAAGCCGCUGCCCUACUACACCGGGCCGAAGUUGUUCGCGAAAAAGCGGAAAGAGGAAAAGUUUGUCUACCGGGGGCGACUAUCCAAUGCAAAUAUGUGUGGGUCUGGAAACUUGUGAUGCAAGGCAGGGAAUAGUGAGCGCACUAUAAUGCGCUGCCAAGCAUGAGAAGGUUUUCCGUGGGUCUGAGUUGCGUAAUCCGCAUGAGAAACUGCGUCUUUGCAUGACAGCCAAGAGGACCGCUUCGCGGCCACGCAAUGCAGAGUUCAGAGUCAUGCCAGACUAGCAUGACAAAUCUCGCAAUCCCCCAGACGCAGACAUUUUUGCAUUUGAUAGCGACGGUCCAAAGUGUCGCGGGCACUGCAGAUGCUGAACCAGAAGAGGAAUUCGCAACUACUGCCUACAACUUCCACGAAGGUAGCUGCAGAGUCGGACCUGAGAUUCCGAAACGGAUAAAAAAGACUUGAUAGCAUGUAAAAUAAAUGACCAGUCAGAUGACAAUUUAAAAAAGCACUGCUGAGUAUUUUCGAGGUGUCUGUGGAUAGAAACAGUGGCUCGGAGGACGAUGCUGGCAAGAUAGUAAUUUUAUGAUAAAGCACAGGGUUUCCGUUUCUGGUGUAUGUUUAGAAAGAAAAAAAAUGCAUGUAAAUGAGAAUAAAACACGGGCUGCCUGAGGUC
Messenger RNA from Amoebophrya sp. A120, 25643 nucleotides. The record is from the annotation of a GenBank genome assembly. NCBI's taxonomy places the organism in Eukaryota, Dinophyceae, Syndiniales, Amoebophryaceae.